Messenger RNA from Rubroshorea leprosula, 1631 nucleotides. The record is from the annotation of a GenBank genome assembly. NCBI's taxonomy places the organism in Eukaryota, Viridiplantae, Streptophyta, Magnoliopsida, Malvales, Dipterocarpaceae.
GCCUUAAGGAUUUCAUGUUUACAAGAAACACAGAGAAAAAAGGCUAAAAAAGAGCAUCAAGAGACUCCGCAUAAACUAGCAAUUCCAUGGAUGAUUUUGGUGAUGACGAUGGUGGCCAGAAUCGAACCGGAACAUGGAUGACUGCUAGUGCACAUAUCAUAACAGCAGUUAUAGGGUCAGGAGUUUUAUCUCUUGCUUGGGCCAUUGCUCAGUUGGGAUGGAUUGCUGGCACCGUUACUCUUAUCCUCUUCUCCAUCAUCACUUGGUUCACCGCUAUCCUGCUUACCGAUUGUUGCCGGGACCCUGUUACUGGAAAAAGACAAAGUUCUUACAUAGAAUCUGUAAAAUCCAACUUAGGGGGGCUGAAUUACAACCUUUGUGGGGUUGCUCAAUAUGUGAAUCUAGUAGGCACAAGUGUUGGAUACACAAUCACUUCAUCCAUAAGUAUGGCUGCAAUUAAAAGAUCAAACUGCUUCCAUAAGUAUGGGCAUGAUGCGGGAUGUCAUGUGUCAAACAACAUAUUCAUGGUAAUUUUCGGCAUCAUACAGGUUGUUCUAAGCCAAACUCCCAACUUCCAUAAACUCGACUUUCUCUCCAUCCUCGCCGCCAUCAUGUCUUUCGGAUACUCUUCCAUAGGCCUCGGUCUCGCCAUUGCCAAAAUUGCAGAAGGGAAGAGUGGUAAUACAAGCAUGACAGGAGUAGCUGUAGGCGUGGAUGUUACAAGUUCACAAAAAGUUUGGAAAUGUUUGGCAGCCGUUGGAAAUAUUGCCUUUGCCUAUGCUUUCUCCAAUGUUCUUGUGGAGAUACAGGACACAUUAAAACCAAAUCCACCAGAAAAUAGAGUCAUGAAGACGGCCACCACCAUUGGGAUAUCAGUCACCACCUUGUUCUAUGUGUCCUGUGGGCUUCUAGGCUAUGCAGCAUUUGGAAAUAAGGCGCCGGGCAACUUCUUAACAGGAUUUGGUUUCUAUGACCCCUUCUGGCUCGUCGACUUGGCUAACUUGUUCAUCAUCAUUCAUCUCUUGGGUGCUUACCAGGUAUAUACCCAGCCGGUAUUCAAGCUUGUAGAGGACUGGUGCUACAUGAAGUGGCCUGAAAGUGGAUUUUUGAGGGAAGGAAGCCCUAUUAAAAUUCCGGUGCUGGGUAUAUAUAGGUUUAGUAUGUUAAGGCUUGUGUGGAGGACAUUGUUUGUGAUAGUUACUACCGUGAUGGCAAUGUUAUUCCCAUUCUUCAAUGCUAUUCUCGGUCUGCUUGGAGCUCUUGCAUUUUGGCCAUUGACUGUGUAUUUUCCAAUAGAAAUGCACAUAUCGCGGCUGAAAAUUCCAAGGUUUUCCUGUAAUUGGAUGUGGCUGGAGGUUCUGAGCGUGGUCUGCUUGAUCGUAUCACUUCUCGCGGCUGCCGGAUCUAUUGAAGGAAUUAUUAAAUUCCUUGAAAGUUAUAAGCCUUUCAAUUCUGUUUCAUGAUAUUUCUGUUGAUGCUUAAUAAAACAAAUGUUAUUGAAAGAAUUUUAGCCGCUGUUUGGAUUAUUGGAUUUGGAGGAGGAGGGGAGGAGAGUGAAGGACAGAUGUCUCUCUUACUCUAUCUUUUUUUCAUUAAUGGAAACGGAGGGGUAAUAGAACCCCUCCACUUUG